AUGGCAGACAAUCGUCCAAAAGCGAUUCUGUGUCGACAGGGAGAUUGUGAAUUGGGGCGCGAGAGCGAAAGAGCGGACAGGCAAAGGCCAAAGGAGGAGUGUGUAGAAAGGAACGUGGGCAAAGGCCGAAAGGAGUGGCGGCACUUCGCAGAAGUCGACGAGAAAAGGGAACGUAGUAGCAACCACACCGACAACGAGGUGACGAUGGGGAAUCCGGAUGUAGGAGCUGGGCCUUUGGUGUAA
Molecule: messenger RNA, 243 nt
Organism: Bipolaris victoriae FI3
Lineage: Eukaryota; Fungi; Ascomycota; Dothideomycetes; Pleosporales; Pleosporaceae
Exons: 1
Coding region: 1-243 (80 amino acids)
Source: RefSeq, a predicted model, not a curated record